AUGUUGUUUGCAUCUCUGUUAGGUCUCGCCGGCCUGGCGACGGCUUCUGCAAUAUCGACUCAGCCGGUAUAUUCUACGACAUCGGCAUUCAUUUCGGAAACAACUGUCACUUCGACUUCCGCCACGACUUCGUACAGUAAGGUUCCUCACAAGGAAGAUCAAGCUGUCUAUACUAACGGGCUUCCUAAUUCAGCGUCGACAACCGUAGUCACCGUGGCAACAGAUGGUAGUGGGGAGUUCACCGCGAUUGGGGCCGCCAUUUCCUAUGCCCAAAGUCAUGCAAUCCCUAGCGUCACUGUCCUCGCUGGAACGUACACUGAAGGUAUCACUAUCUCCGCGACGCCCACUGUGACUGUCGUUGGCCAAACUACGGCAAAAGAUGAUUACUUGCAAAAUCAGGUCGUCAUCACCAACUCGGGAACUGUUCUCACAGUUAACAAUAAUGCCCAAAAUGUCAACUUCCGAAAUGUUAAUUUUGUCAACACCGCGUCUGCCUUUGGUGCCAUGAUCUUGAAGGGAAACAAGUAUGCCUUCUACGAUUGUCAGAUGGUGUCCACUGGAACCCUUGGAAUCACGGCUAGCGUUGGUCUUGGUGUUAUUUCCAACUCAUACAUUGAAGCCCUAGACAAAGUCAUUUAUGGUGGAGCAAAUCUUUAUAUCUACGACACGGAAAUUGUCCCCGUCGACAGUUCCGCCAUUCUGGCUUACAUGAAAGGUACCAAGGACAGUUCGGCAAAGCUCUGGAACUCCACCGUGAUUUUCGACCGUGUCACUGUUACGCAAAAGCCGGGCGCAUCGAACAACUAUGUCUACCUUGGUGCUGCCAAUGGCCCGGGAAUGGUAGUUCUCUACCGCAACUCUGUUCUGGGGGGUUUAAUUGCUGCUUCCGGCGCUCACAACGAUGCCACGACUCUUGAUGGAUAUAACAACAUUGCGGAAUACGACAACACCGGUGCCGGGGCCUACACGAGCAACGCUGCUACUAGGGCUGGAUAUGUCUCCCUCCUAAGCGCCUCGGACUUAUUGCAAUAUAGCAUCAGUGCCAUUUUUGAGGCUGCUUAUCCAAGCUACGCCACAUCUGAUACACAAUGGAUCGAUAGCUCUGUCUUGGCUUCUAUCCAGGCAGGUGAUGUGAUCACAAGCUUGAGCUCUACUACUUCAACAAUCUCUGUCACUUCCGGCGCUUUAUCGGCAUCGGCUGUUUCUACAGGCCUUGCUUCGUCGGUGGUCACGAGCUCCUCCAUUACCUCCACAUCCACUGCUGUGACGUCCACUUUUGUAGUAAACCCAACCGCUGGACCGUACAAGAAAAUCACUGCCGCCAUCGCUGCUCUUCCCAAUGACGGAAAGGAAUACACAGUCUACGUGAUGAGUGGUACAUACAACGAGCAAAUCUCAAUCACUCGUACCGGAAAGACCAUUCUCCGCGGUGAGACCACAUACGACAAUGAUUACACCCAGAACACUGUCACCGUGGAAUAUUCGAAAGGCGUCUUGACUAGCGCAAAUGAAGACGAGACCACCCCGGUUGUCAAUGCCAAAAACAGCGACGGCAAGGGCCUGGCCAUUUACAACAUCAACUUCAAGAACACUUAUCCUAAGACCACAAAUACCGCCGCGCUUGCUGCUGACUUCUAUGGUAACGUGCAAGCAUUUGGAUGCUCCUUCAUUGGCUAUCAAGAUACACUUCUUGCCAACAAGGGUACUCAGGUCUUCUCGAACUGUUACGUCGAGGGCUCCAUCGAUUUCAUCUGGGGCUUUUCCACCGCGUAUUUUUACCAGUCUAUCGUUACCACAAACACACCGGGCGCUUGUGUUACGGCUAUGAGUCGAUCCUCGUCAACUGCAGCCGGUGGUUAUGUCUUCGACAACUGUCUUGUCACCUACACCUCGACCUAUGGGAGCACCUACCAAGACACUUACCUGGGCAGACCGUACUCGGAGUACAGCCGGGUUGUGUACAUGAACUCAUACCUGGACAAGCACAUCAAUCCCGCCGGUUGGAAUAUUUGGUCUACAAGCUCUCCUCAAACUGACUAUGUCACUUUCGGUGAAUUCAACAACACUGGGCCAGGUAGCUGGUCGAGUAGUCGCGCUUCCUUUGCGACCAACCUUACCGCUACUCAGGCUGAGGAUUACACCCUGUCCAACUUCAUUGGAAGCACUGCUUGGCUUGACAUGGAUGCUUACAAUUACGAGCCUUCCUAUUCUUUGACUGGUGGUGCCAGUGGCACGAGCUCCACUGGCACAUCGACUUCCACUGGCACAUCGACUUCCACUGGCACAUCGACCAUCGUUACGACAUCUACAGCCACUGCCACAUGGACUCAUCCAUCCAGUGGCACCGUUCCCCCGUCGGGUGCCGUUCUGGUCAGCGUGUCUGGAUCCGUCAACGGUUCCUACAGCAACCUCACCGAUGCCCUAGCCUCCCUCCCAGAUGACACUACCACUCAGGUGAUUUUUAUGUACGCUGGUACAUAUGAGGAGCAGGUUCCUUCGAUUAGUCGUAAUGGCCCAGUCAUGAUCAUUGGCUAUAUCAACGGAAAUCCUGGUCAGAGCUAUGCCGACAAUGAAGUGACAAUCACCUUCUCCCGUGGACUUUCUGUCUCUCCUUUGCCAACCGGUCAUUCGGAUGCUGAGACUGCCACCGUUUCCACAGCCUCGACCAAGAUUGCUUUCUACAACGUGAAUAUCAUCAACUCGGAUAAUCUUGAUGGCUCGGAAUCUUCUUACGUGACCCUGGCGGCAUCCAUAUAUGGAAAUCACGUUGCUUUCUAUGGCGUAUACUUUCAGGGCUGGCAAGACACCCUUUUGACUGGGAGCACAACGGGAUAUCAGUAUUACGAGUCAUCGUACAUCGAGGGUGCGAUUGACUUCAUCUGGGGUUACUCCAAAGCGUACUUCAAGGGUUGUACCAUCGGAGCAAAGAGAGCCAAGUCCGCCAUCACAGCUCAAAGCAGAGCUUCGUCCUCUGCGAUCGGAGGUUACAUCUUCGAUCAAACUCUGUUCACUGCAGCAACCGAUGCUACAAUUGAUCUUACUCAGACUGUGUACCUGGGCCGUCCUUAUUCCAAGUAUGCGUUGGUUGUCGUCAAGAAUUCCUAUAUCUCAGACGUCAUCAACCCUUCGGGUUGGAAGGUCUGGUCGACUACGGACCCUCGCACCGACUACAUUACUUUUGCUGAAUUCAACAACUCCGGUCCUGGAAAUUGGGAAAGUAAUGUCGCUGCACGUGAAGCCUUUGGAUAUGCCACGCUGCUCACGGAAGACACUUAUGCCUUGGAGACUGUCAUGGAUUCCACUGACUGGAUUGAUAUGACCUAUUGGGAGUCUAUAGACACACCUACCUCGGUAUCAGGGGCAUCCGUCACGUCUACACCCACAAGCACUGCUACGCCUUCGGCUACGGCUACUACAGUGUACGACGGAACCACCCCUCCUUCUGGAGCCUAUAUUGUCUCGAAGACCAGUCUCGGAACAAACACGACUGUUUUCGAUACCAUUCAGAGCGCUCUGGAUGCGCUCCCUACCUCGUCGAAGAUAACCCCUACCGUCUUUAUCUAUCCGGGAACAUAUGAGGAACAGCUUGUCCUUAACAAGUCUGGCACUGUCAUUCUGAUGGGUUACUCGGAGUCGACUUACGACUACUCCAACAACCAGGUCACUAUCCAGUAUAACCAUGGUAUUGAUACCCAAGCAGACGAAUCAAACUCUAACGGUGCCACUGUGUAUGCUACUGGCAACUACCUCCAGGCUUUCAACAUCAACUUUGUGAACAACAAUGGCACGGCAAAGGAUAUUGCUACUCUCGGGUUCGCUGUGAAGUCAAGCAAGUACGCCAGUCUCUAUGGCUGUCAAGUCAAGGGUAACCAAGACGCUCUACUCAUCAACGGUUAUCUCUGGAUGAGCAAUGGCUACGUAGAGGGUAACAUCGAUAUGAUUUGGGGUAGUGGCGCAGCCUACUUCCUGAACACGACAAUUUCUCCCAACGAGGAUGAUAUCAACCUCACGGCCGAUAAGCGCUCCAGCAGCACCGCUGCCGGGGGUUUCGUCUUCGACCAGUGCACUAUCACUCCAGCUACCGGCGCUGGAUCCCUUUCGAAGAUCUCCCUUGGCAGGCCUUGGAACUCAUAUGCGCGCGUUGCGUACAUCGAUUCUUAUCUUGACUCUUGUGUUGAGGCUACUGGAUGGGAGGAAUGGUCUUCCUCGAGCCCACAGACAUCUGGUGUUACUUUCGCCGAAUAUGGAAAUUAUGGUCCGGGAUCCAGCACCUCGGGACGCGCUUCGUUUGCCACGCAGCUGAAUAACACUGGCGCUGUUCAGUUUGAGCUGGACAAUUUCUUUGGAAGCACCAGCUGGAUUGUCUUUACCCAUAUAAAGGGCACUCCAUUUGUUGCAGGAACCAGCAACUCCACCACUACCUCGGUUGUUUCAACGCUUCUUUCCACUAGCACUGUGCCCACCAGUUCCUCGACAUCUUCUCUUGGGGCUGUGACGACCACAAUUGACAUAGUGGCUACCUCAACGGUGUCUUUGUACAGCACAAUCACACCAGUUGACCGUACUUCGACGGUGAAGUCCACCAUUACUGUGACCAUCUCCCCAGAUGUCGUGUCCAAGUUCACGACAGAAAAGACGACCAUCACCUCCACGCAAACUAUCAGCGAGCCGACCAUCACAUCGACCAAGACUUCAAUCUUAACCGUUGAUAUUGGCAGCACAGUUACUCCAGCUGUGAGGACGGAAACCUCCACCCUGAAGUCUACCGCUACCUCGACAGUUACGGUGACCGGCAAGGCAACGACAUCUACUACCAAGAGCACUAUUACCAGCACUUUGACCGUCACCGCUGCUGCGUCUAAAGUGACCAGCACCGAGAUGCAAACCACUACUAGCCUCAAGACGGUCAGUGCCAAGUCCAGCCUCACUACCCUGACUUUCACGGUGACAGUCGGAAAUGGAGGCACAACUACUAUUACAACCAAGGCCACAACCGAAGUGGUUACCUCCACAUCGACUAAAACGGCGACGAAGACGACUACCACGACCCUGAGCUGCGAGGCGGCGCAGGCAGUCCAGAAGAUGAGGAAGAAGCGUUAUAUCCUACCCCGCGGCGACGCAGCCACUGUCACGGCCUACACCACGGACAUCGAUUAUAUGACUAAGAUUGUGACGGUGACCCUGCCCAUAGCAACGGACAUCAUCGCCGAGAUCACGACCCAGACGGUCUCACUCAAGGCCUCGACCAUUACCGCCACGAUCACAUCCGUGGCCACCAAGCUGUCGACGACAACCAUCCCGGCAGUUACCUCCAUCGUCACAGUGGUGGACACGACAUCCAUUGGCAAAACGACGACUCUGAAGGCGUCCACAGUCACCGAAACUGUCACCUCUUUGGUAGCAAAGACCGCCACCAGCACACUUCCCGGUGAGACCGUCUCAACAGUCAGCCUGAAGAUGACGACGAUCAAGAGUACCCAGACAGUUCCCGCCUCGACCAUCACCACUUCCAAGACGACCACGGUGAAGAGUACGACUAACCUGCCAGCCGUGACCAGCACCAAGGUCAAGAUCACGACCGUGACGAAUCACCCUUCUGUGACUGUGACCGAGCGUGCCACGUCGACGUCAACCAAGGUGGAAAAGACGACUUCGACUACCACGGAGGUUGCGACUAAGACGGCAAAGUGCUCUUGA
Messenger RNA from Penicillium subrubescens, 5697 nucleotides. Its product is annotated as putative pectin methylesterase. The coding region runs from base 1 to 5697 and encodes 1898 amino acids. The transcript has 4 exons. Gene Ontology annotation, biological process: cell wall modification. Gene Ontology annotation, molecular function: pectinesterase activity. The record is from RefSeq and is a predicted model, not a curated record. NCBI's taxonomy places the organism in Eukaryota, Fungi, Ascomycota, Eurotiomycetes, Eurotiales, Aspergillaceae.